Coregonus clupeaformis (lake whitefish) is the source of this 2175-nucleotide messenger RNA. RefSeq lists its product as uncharacterized. The record is from RefSeq and is a predicted model, not a curated record. The transcript is spliced from 4 exons. Gene Ontology annotation, molecular function: polyamine oxidase activity. Lineage: Eukaryota; Metazoa; Chordata; Actinopteri; Salmoniformes; Salmonidae. The coding region runs from base 294 to 1799 and encodes 501 amino acids.
CAGGAAGUAGCAUUAGCCACCCUAGCUUGGUGGUGGAAAAUUGUGUUUUAUUAAGACACUACGCAUAUUCUCUCUGGGUUUUUUUUUCCACCGACGAACCAUUAAAUCCAGUUAAGGAGGAAACCGAUGCCUUUGCAGCCAGAAUGGAGGAUGUUUUAUGUACGAGCCAGUCCAUGGGGGGACACGAGUGUAUUACCAUCUGGGCUGAAUGCGUUGGCACCUAGAGGUAAUACGACAUCAGGAAGAACUACGCCCACUAGGAGUCGUGGCCAUAGGAGACAGCUCACUGCAGAAUGAGUCCGCACAUUGCUGCCAGAGUGGUGGUGGUUGGUGCUGGUCUAGCAGGCUUAUCUGCAGCUUCCACCCUGGUGAAAGCUGGCUUUCAGCACAUCCAAGUCCUGGAGGCUAUGGGCAGGCCUGGAGGCCGGAUCUACACUACAAGACCCUUUGGCCAGAAUGUCAUUGAGCUGGGGGCCAACUGGAUCCACGGUCAGGAGGCUAACCCUCUCUUCCUGCUAGCCCAGGAGCGGGGCCUGCUGCUGGAGGAGAGAGGCUCAGCCAGCAUCAUGUGCCUGCCAGGCUCCGUCACCCCUAGGGACUAUUUCUUCCGGGAGAGCGGGCGACAGCUGCCGGUGGACAAGGUGGAGCAGGUGUGUUCCUUCUUCAGCGGGCUCACCUCCAGGGCCUUCGGAUCAGAGCUGGAGCCAAGGCACAGCAGUCAGAGCCUGGGGGGCUACCUGGACGAGGAGUUCGCCCAGUCACCCCUGGCGGCCUCGGAGGAUGGCCAGAGGGUCUUCGAGUGGUGCAAGAGGAGCGAAUGCACAGAUGAGGCCAGCUCCUCCCUCUAUGAGGUGUCCGCCUCGCAGCUGGGUCACUAUGUGGCCUUGGAGGGGGGCUUCUUCAAUUCUCUGGGCCCCGGGGGCUAUCAGGCCCUGGCAGACACACUCUUGGACAACCUUCAGCCUGGAGCUGUGCUGUGUGACAGGCCGGUACACAGCAUCCACUGGGCCCUGCAGGAGGAGAAGAACCACACCCAUCCAGUCAGAGUGCUGUGCAAGGGGGGCCAGUGCUUCACGGCAGACCAUGUCGUCGUGACCGUCCCUUUAGGCUUCCUGAAAGAGAAUGCGGCGGCCAUGUUUGAGCCAGCCCUCCCCAAGUCCAAGGCCGACGCCAUCGAGAGACUGGGCUUUGGCACGGUGGACAAAAUUUACCUGCGGUUCGAGGACAGGUUCUGGCCCCACGACUGUGCCGGGAUCCAGCUGGUGUGGGACGCGGGGCCGGAGGAUGAGGAGGUAUACCAGCACUCUCGGUCAGAGGGUGGGGCCUGGAGAGACAUGUGGUAUAAGAAGAUCUGUGGCUUCGACACGGUGGCCCGCCAUCCCACAGUCCUCUGCGGAUGGAUUACAGGCCGGGAGGCCCAACACAUGGAGAGCCUGGAAGAGAAGAUGGUGGGAGAGGUGUGUGUAAGACUGCUCAGGUCCUUCACUGGCUGGUCAGUACCAGAGCCAGCCCAGGUCCUGAUGUCCAAGUGGGGGAGUGAGCUUUUUGUCCGUGGGUCCUAUACGUACCCCCCUCCAGGAGUGGACGCUGUGAGGGAACACACAGCCCUGGCAGCCCCUCUUCCUCUGCCCUGUGAGGCUGGACACUCACAGGCAAAGCCUCUUCAGGUGCUGUUUGCUGGCGAGGCCACCCACGUUAGCUUCUACACCACCACUCACGGGGCCUACAUGACAGGCAUCAGAGAAGCACAAAGACUCAUUGACCUUUACACCGAGAAGGAGCCCGAUUCCUAUAACUAGUGAUACACAAAACGCCUAAUUACUAAGAACUCCAGCUUCACAACAGGUUACUGAUACUGAUGAAAUUACCAUGAAUUGUGAUUGAUAUCUAGUACGCAGCUGCUUGAAAUCAUUAGAAUGUCACCACUAUGGAUUCAGCUGUGGACUUUGGUCUCCAUCAUGCGAUUGUGUUAAAGUUGAAGUGCAUUGUAGUUGUAUGUCUCGAUAUCAGUCCUUUCCUUUAGGGAUUGGUUAACAUACUAAUACUACCUCACUCAUAAUGUAAUGACCUCGUUCCUUCUUUCAUGUAAAUUGAAACUGUAGCUGUAAUUCAUUGACACCUUUUUAUUUUUAACACUAAUAUAUUUUUGUGAUGAAUAAACUUGAUAUAAAAUGA